This is a messenger RNA of Aspergillus melleus, 579 nucleotides long. RefSeq lists its product as uncharacterized. Bases 1 to 579 code for a protein of 192 amino acids. The record is from RefSeq and is a predicted model, not a curated record. NCBI's taxonomy places the organism in Eukaryota, Fungi, Ascomycota, Eurotiomycetes, Eurotiales, Aspergillaceae. The transcript has a single exon.
AUGCGCAACUUCCUUCGCUAUGACUGGCCCACGGCGCAAUCGCCCUCUUCUGUGGAGGCACGUUCUUUUGCUGGACAUUGGCAAGUCUGCCCGAAACGGGAGGAUGCGUAUGACCGUGGCAGGCCACCCGCCCUCCCCGAAAUCGUAACCCAAUUCAUACUACUUUGCAACAACGCACAUAGUCAAAUCAAUCGUGGAAUGCAAAGACGAAUAACGGCGCGGCUAAUCAUGCAGGCCGCCCUCGAAGCAAUACCAGUGUCUGAGAGAAGGACAUCGGAGAACCUCGAUCAAGAACUUCUCAAAGCUGUCGACAACCUCAAUACGGUCCUGAUGAGACAAGUGGGCAUCGACAUGGCAAAUUACUGGUCACCGCCGAUGGGAAGCACGCUGGCUGGCCAGGUAGAAUCGUCGUCUCGGGAAAUGCCCCUGCCGACCAUCCAGGAUGCGAUGGUUGAUUUUCUGUCCAACCUGAUAGAAGGAUUGGACGCCCCAGUACUCGUUCAGCUCGAGCGAGGCCAACUCCAGGGACUAAGUCGCGCUGAAACGAAACAGUUAAAGGAACGAGUGGGAUUUAGAUGA